Molecule: messenger RNA, 2038 nt
Organism: Setaria italica (foxtail millet)
Lineage: Eukaryota; Viridiplantae; Streptophyta; Magnoliopsida; Poales; Poaceae
Exons: 11
Coding region: 152-1693 (513 amino acids)
Molecular function (GO): protein binding
Source: RefSeq, a predicted model, not a curated record
AGGGGAUCGGUUGAUAGGGUUUCGGCUGCACUCUUGUUCGGGCGCCGCCGCUGCUCAGGAGCUUCUGUUGGCCGACUUUGAAGCGCUUAGGGGUUAGCUGCGGUCGGGCUGGAGUGCGUGAAGCAGCGUGUGGCCGCGUUCGAGUGCGAGGAUGAAGGCGGGCGGCGGUGCUAAAAAGCGCAAGCUCUCAGGAUGGCCUGAAUCCGAAGCGAGUAAUAAAGCAAUAGAAUUCAACAGCAUCUUACAUGGCAACAGUUCAGGCCUUGAGGUUUUACUGCUUAAUAGAAUCGCGAUAGCAAAAAGCCUCUCUCCUCCACCAAUCGUCUAUGACUUGGAUUGGAAUCCAAAGCCACGUAGCUGUAACGGCAAAAACGCUAUUGCUAUGUUGGCUUGUGCUUCAUCCUAUGGAGCACACAUUUAUUAUUACCCAAGAUCUACUAGGACAUGGACUACAGUGGUGAUGAUGAACAGGCCAACUAGAAAAGGAGACUGUAUUCGUUGGCAUAAAUCUGGACGUACCCUUGCAACCACAUCAAACUACAGUGAUGAAAAAGACGGGAAAGUCACAAUUUUCUCAUAUGACAACAAAACUUUAUGUUUUGAUGCUACAGGCAGUUACUCGAUUAAGGAACAUAGAAAUGUGUCAUCAUUGGCAUGGAUAACCGGUACUGAGAUCCUAGUCGGUGCCAUAUUCCCUUCGUCGUGGCUUUACUUCUUUGAACUGAAAGAAGGUUUAAUAUCAUGCGUACACCAAGAAGAGUGUAAUGGCUUCCCGACCAACUCUCCAAUUGUUCUCCAACCAGAUCCAAAUACUACUUACUUUUUUGCUGCCUGUGAGGAUGCUACAAAAAUUUUGGUUUGGAACAAACUGGAAGGCAGUGACCAUAUCUGGACUAUCAUUCGUAGUGUUGAUUGUGAUAGAGGUAUCUGUGGAAUGCAAUUUGGCAUGUUAACUCGCUCACUAAUUACUAUUCAGAAGGGACAUUGGAAUGUUUGGCACUGGGUUGAGCAAAAGGAUCUGAAGUUACAGUUUACUAGUCUUAAUGAACACAAAAUUGUGAAAGGCAAGAGACUUAAAUAUCGGUCUGAGCUUAUAUCACUUGGAGUUUCCUGCACAGGCAAAGUUGUAGCGAGUGGUGGAACUGGUGAUACAUUCUUAGUGUAUGCAAUGACUGGAACAGCUGCUGGUCCCCCUAUUGCUGUCCAUUGGAACCCUGCAUGUUCGCGCAAUUCAAAUUUUUGUUAUGGCGAAGUUCGAUGCAUAAAGUUUAAUGCAAAGGAAGGUGCAAACUUGCAGAUAGCAACGGGAGGUGAUAAUGGAUUUAUCCAUAUUUGGGCCCUCAAAAAGACUAGCAGCAGAAGCAAAGAAAAGGUGGAUAUAACUCCAGACCGCCGUUAUGAACAUAAGUACUAUUCUAAUCAUCUCCAACCAGAGAAAAUCAAGAUUCCAAGUACUUCCGAUGAUGAGGAGGACGACGAGGACGUUGACAAAGAGGUGGUGAGGGAAGGCCCUUUCGAGGUGGUCGUGGAGUAUGUGGAUAAGGAGGUGGUCAGGGUGGCACAGAAACCAAAGUUUUAUCAGAUUAGAGAAGAUGCUGAAGCCAUUUUGGAAAUCAUUAAUGGAGGAUAUGAUCUACCAAAAGAACAGAUCAAACUUCUGUGCGAAAAAAUUAUCAGUGCAGAUGAUGAAUGAACCAGGUUUUGCAUGGCAAACAACAGCGUGAGAUGAAUAUCAAAUCAUCACUUGUACCUAGCUAAUUCAUGGGCCACAAGAAGUGGCGAACAUAGAGCACAAACUAAGUGUACUCGAUGUCCAGACCUAACCAUUGUUAAUUAGAUUCGCGUACAUUUCACGUAGGAAAAGGUAUUGGAGACAUCCAAAAAUCUUUGUUUUGCCGUUUUCAGGGGGUCUCUAUGGGCACUUGGUAUUUCAGCCGAGCACUUGAACUAAGACAUUGGUCCUCUAUGGGCACUCGCAUUUCAGCCGAGCACCUGAAUAAGCCAUUGAUGUGCGCAAGUAGUUUGAUGUCUUAUUUUC